CUCCGUCUCCGCCUCCGCCUCCGCCUCCGGAUCUGACGAAAACGAACUCUCCGGCGAAAAACUCCGACUCGACUAUCCAAGCGACGAUCUCUUCUUCAGAGGCCACUCAUCGCUUCUCUUCACUCCGAGCACGAAACCUCUUCUCCCUUCGUCGAUCCUCAAACCCGCCGCCAGGUUUCGAGUCUUCAUGCUCCGGUUCAAGAAAUCGAAGUCGCUUCAUCUCGAUUCCCCUCAAUCCUCACCAAACCACAAUAAAAAGUUCCCAGUGAAAUUUAAGCUGGAUGAAGUCCCCAUCGUCUCUCUCUUCACUAAAGAAAACAGCUCUUCUAGAAGCUCAACCCGAUCCUCUAAGCUCUACGCUGAAGAAUCGAUUCAGUCGCCGGCGCCGACCUCCGAUGAGAAAAAGAACCCGAAGGAUGUGAUCCACAGGUACCUCAACAAGAUCAAACCGCUGUACGAUCGCGCGUCGAAGCGGAACAGCGCUAAGCCUCGGUUCUCCGGUGAUCCGCCGAAGAGCGCGCAUUCUUCGGGCUUGAGGAUCGUUUCGAGGAGGCUGAGGAAGAGUAGAUCGGCGUCGGCGUCGGUGGCCGCGGUCAGGUCACCUCCGAGGCGGCGGGAGGAGUCGGUGAUUGUGGAGGAGGAUGGGAUCCAGAGCGCCAUCGCUCACUGCAAGCGCUCCUUCAGUUCGGGUUGUGAUUUGGGUCUGGUGCGGUCGAGGAGCGAUCCCGGCACCGAGCGAUGUGAUUAAUCGAGGAGAAACUACGUAGAAGCGGGAAAAGCUGUUCUUUUUUUUUUCUUCUUCUUUUGAUCACGAGACCUGUAAUUAAACCCAUCAUUUCGCAAAUAUUAUAUUCUGUUAUCUCUCAA
This is a messenger RNA of Asparagus officinalis (garden asparagus), 867 nucleotides long. Its product is annotated as probable membrane-associated kinase regulator 2. Gene Ontology annotation, cellular component: plasma membrane. The transcript has 2 exons. The record is from RefSeq and is a predicted model, not a curated record. Bases 188 to 748 code for a protein of 186 amino acids. Lineage: Eukaryota; Viridiplantae; Streptophyta; Magnoliopsida; Asparagales; Asparagaceae.